AUGAGAAAGCGUGCACGCCCAGGUGCACUCAAUGACAGUUUGACAUCUCGAGUUGUCAAGAUAAAGCGACAAGAUAGCCUACGUGAGGCCUCCUAUGACAAAAGUUCAUACCGAAGCUUUCCGAUACAAGGAGAAAGUCACCGCGAAAUGUCUCUCGCAAUGUAUCCGAGGGAAUUCCAAAAUCGUCAGACUUCAAAUUUUGCCAAGCGAGGCUCAGCACUGCAAAAGGAUGAGACCCACGAUCGACGAACAGCUUAG
Molecule: messenger RNA, 258 nt
Organism: Plasmopara halstedii
Lineage: Eukaryota; Oomycota; Peronosporomycetes; Peronosporales; Peronosporaceae
Exons: 2
Coding region: 1-258 (85 amino acids)
Source: RefSeq, a predicted model, not a curated record